UUUAACUCGAUCGUGUACAAUAAUAUUGCACACAAACAUGGCGAGCAGACAGGAAGAAAACGAACCAUUAUUGAACAAUCAUUGUCAAGAUGAAUAUCAUGAGGAAGAAGAAAUUAUACCAACUGCCCCUCCUGUGCACGCUGUAGCAAAUGUCCAAAAUGCAGAUCUUGGUCCACCUUCAGAACCUCCCCCAUUUGAUGCGACACCUCCCCCGCCUAUCAUGCCGGGAGAGGAUCCUCCGCCAUACACCCCCGGACCACCAGGAGCUAUGCCCAUGAUCAACUGCAGAGUUUGUCAAGCUAUGAUCAGCUUGGAAGGAAAGAUGCAUCAACAUGUUGUCAAGUGCAGUGUGUGUCUAGAGGCAACGCCAAUAAAGGAAGCACCACAAGGAAAGAAAUAUGUCAGGUGUCCAUGUAAUUGCCUUCUCAUCUGCAAGGCAUCAUCUAAGAGGAUCGCGUGCCCAAGGUCGAACUGCAAACGCAUUAUCAACCUCCAGUCUACGGUGUUCCCUGCUAAUGCCAGUGCUCCAUCAACUCUUACUACCAUAUCUGGCUACAGAGUGGUAUGUGCUCACUGCAACCAGUGGUUUAGGUUUCCUCACCACUAUGCCUUGGCCAGAUGUCCGUACUGCCGGAAAGUUUCAUCAGUUGGGCCAAGUUAUGCCAAGAAUCGUUGCAUAGUUUACGCUGUGUUGGGAAUCGUCUUUCUGGCUGCAGGCAUUGGAGUCACUAUUGGAACAGUUACAUUGGCACGAGAGCAAGGAGGAAUUUAUUUUGUAUGGAUUGGUGCCUUUAUUGUGGCCAUCUUGAAUUUCAUGAGGUCUUGCUACUAUGGCAGCAUGAAAGUGAGCAACAUAGAGAACGAAUGAAGGCACUGGAUUUUCAACGACAGCAAGUAUAUGAAUCUGAAGGUCAUUCUCACCAUGAUUUACACUCCUACAUCGCUCUUGGAAAUGUUGAAGCAUCACAAGAAGCUUUAUGGGAGUUCAAUGUGUAUGCGAAUCCAACCAUUCGGUGACAUUCAAAGAAUGCUCAUUGUAAUGUUUAUAAGCUUUGAAUUACUGGCUUUUGAAAAACCAACACAAGUGAUUUUACAUCAGGGGAAUGCCAUGUAGGAUUAUAAACAGACAUUUUGACUACCGGUAACUUCUACCAAUUUAUCGAUCAAAUUACCGAUGAAAGCAGUUGUUAUUCGUCAAUGAGUGAUAAUUUCUUGUUGGUCAUAUGUGAUAUAAAAAUGCCCCACAUGAACUCAGAUGUUAUAUGUAUAAUAGUAUCUGUUUCCUAUAAAUAAUUCCUUGAGUGGGCAGGGAAUUGAGCAUUACUCAGACUUUUGUAUUGUAUGACACUGUAUCAACUGUGCAAAGGAACAUAUAUGUAUGAUAUUGUCUUAGUACAUUUAGGCAUAAAACUACUUCAAAAUAUCCUUUUAUAUCCUGUAUAAAUACAUAAUCUGGUAAUUUCAACUGUUUCUUAUAAAAAAAAAUGCAUUUGAAAAAUGCAUGUACUUAUGAAUUGAUAUUGUAAGGACAACAAAGUUGAUAUGGUAUAUAAAAUGGCUUAGAUGAGCUUUGUCUUGUUAAUAUAUUAUAUUUACUGACGUACUUCUUUUUAAUAAGGUCAAUAAGGACAGAAAAUGUAUCAAUUAAUAAACUGAAUGUGUACAAAAAUAAGAGUGUAUGGUAGAAUAUUGAAGUAAAUUUAAUUACACUUCAAUCAAAACAUUUUUAUAUACCAGUAUAUAUAUAUGCUAGUGUUGCUACUCAUAUACUUAAUUUUUCAAGUUACAGUGUACAGUAUAUAACUUGCUCAUUGCAAUUGUAACAUGAAAGUGCAAAGUUGUGAUUGGAGAAUUUUAACGUGAUCAAUUUUUUUAUACUUCCUUCUGAAUCAUUUGUUGCAAUGGUUUGCCCAUGUGUUCAUAAUACUUUGUGUUAUGAAGCUAAUCAGCAAGUCCUCUAAUGAGAACAAAAAAUAUAUAUGAAUAUAUAUAUUUAUAGACUAUACAGGUCAUUCGAGCUGUGACAGCAAUGCAUCAAACCUAUUUAAUAUUAUCUUUAAGCCCCUCUUCCAAACCUGUAUUUUUCUGUCAACAGUUACAUGUACAAGCUGAAAUGAUCAAUACAUGUAGCUAAAGUUGCCCAUUCAUACACAAAACAACUAGAAAGCUUAUGAUUAGUUAUACUUUUCAUACAAAUGAAUAAAAUGAAAAAUUGCAUCUGUAUUGUUUUCUUAUGUAAGAAAAACAAACUAAAUGACAUUUAUUGAAUUGUUGGGAGCUAUUUGCUUUAAUAUCCAAAUCCUGUGAUAUUGCUAGUGUCAAAACCAAUUUAAUGAACAUGGUUUAAUUUUUACUUCAAUGCAGAGUCUAACAACAUAAAAAGUAAGUAAAUGCACAACCCCUCAAAACAAAUAAGUUUGUCCGUCAUACUUGUUAUAGAUUUUGUCCAUGCUAUGCUUGAUUGGGGGUAGGUUAAUCAUUGUGAUAUUGUUGAUUUUCAAGACCAUGGAGUUCACCUCGAAAGCACAUGAUCAUUCCAUUGGAUGGUUCAAUAUAUUUUCAUCAUCUUCCAACUUAUUCAUUCUCAUUGACUUACAUACUACAUGGAGGUAGUAAAUGACAGAAUAUCUGAGUA
Messenger RNA from Lytechinus variegatus (green sea urchin), 2635 nucleotides. RefSeq names its product type 1 phosphatidylinositol 4,5-bisphosphate 4-phosphatase-like. Gene Ontology annotation, molecular function: phosphatidylinositol-4,5-bisphosphate 4-phosphatase activity. Gene Ontology annotation, cellular component: late endosome membrane; lysosomal membrane; phagocytic vesicle membrane. The transcript is spliced from 8 exons. Gene Ontology annotation, biological process: phosphatidylinositol dephosphorylation. The coding region runs from base 38 to 868 and encodes 276 amino acids. Lineage: Eukaryota; Metazoa; Echinodermata; Echinoidea; Temnopleuroida; Toxopneustidae. The record is from RefSeq and is a predicted model, not a curated record.